AGUGCCGCCGCAGGAGCCUUAAGGGUGGGCGCCCCUUUAAAACAUCGCGACACUCGCUGCUGGCCACACCGAAAGUCUCACUCCAGCGCUACUAGCGCACGCAUUCUCGCAGUUUCAGGAAGACCUGCAAACGGCAAUGCAUACUCUCGGAGCCUUCCUUGCUGUUCUGGCUGGAGUACAGCUGAUUUCCGCGCAAGGCGCCGCCAAGUGCAAGCUACCGCCAGAUGAGGGCAGGUGCGAUGAAAAGCUCCAGCGUUUUUUCUUCAAUGUCACUUCCGGCUUUUGUGAACUGUUCACCUACAAUGGCUGCGACGGCAACCAGAACAACUUUGCUGCAUACAAAGAAUGUAUCGACGAAUGUCAAAAUCCCUGUCGCGACCCUCUGGGUGCGGAGCGCUGCCGCGACGGAGUCCAGGAUCGCUACUACUUCGACGUGGAUGCGGGACGCUGCAAGAAGACGGGGUACGGAUUCUGUUCGGGAUACUGGGACAGCUUCAUCCGUCUAGAGGCGUGCAAAACUCGCUGCGAAGACGUGUGCUCAAAGCCGAUGGAUCCAGGCACUUGCCACGUCAAGCUGCACCGGUUCUACUACGAUCGAGAAGAAAACAGGUGCCUGCCGUUCGUUUACACAGGGUGCCUCGGAAACGGCAACAGGUUCCACACCCGCGCCAUGUGCAACAAGAUGUGCCGUCGAGGUUGCGACUGACCUCGACAUCUGCAAGUUAAAAUACUGAUGGCACCUUUGGAAGGGUGGAAGUAUUGUGAACCAUUUGCAAGUGGACGUGAACUGAUUACGUGCGAUAAGCCGUGCGACAUCUUGGGGGCCGCAAAAGCGCCAAUGAAUAUCCUACAUUAGAUGUUAGCAUAUUUUUUAGGAGUACAGACAAUUAAACUAGCACACCCUAAUGUGGAAGCAGCAGAUUAUUUCCUUUUCAUACUCGAGAACCAGGCGAACAAUACAGCGUCACCUUUCUAAAGUUCGUUUUUUUCUUCCGUGGCCGUCUGCAUUACGUUACUUCUUCACAGUGUGAUGUAGUCAGUAACUGUACAACGUUACAAAGAACGUUUAUAAAAAUUCAACUAGUGCAUUUAUAUAAUACCUGUCUCUGUGCUCUGUUUUCGCUAUAUGUUUUACUUGCAAAAUAAAAAAAGCACUUUGCAGAGGGAGUAAGUGCUAAGGUACUGAGAAUAACUGGCCGAUCAUUUUGUUUUCUUGUUGGCAAUUAUUUUUAUAAGAACCUUGCUUGUUUUCUUUUGAUACAAAAUUAUUAUGUACGUGCUGUCUUCAUUCGCUCAUAUGCUUAGUGGCCCAUUCGUUGUCUGUGUUAUUAUGUGAAAAACAUGUAGACGAGUUCAAGCAAAGUCGGUGCAGUUGAUGGCUCUCGAUACUGAAAAGCCCGCCAUUCAAUAGGUGCGGCGUUGUCCACUGUUUUUACUGUUUGUUUCGAGAAUGCCUUUCAUCGGCUCCCUAUUCUACUGUGGACUCGAAUGGUUCUACCAUGUCUUAAGUUAUGACCUUCAUAUUGUGUUUUGUAUCUCACAAUGUAUUUACUGCACUGAAGCGAUCUUGUUUUCUUGCAGGAAAAAUUGUAUUUUAUAAAUGAAAACCCCACCAAAGAAGUUUAUUUAUUUUCUUCGUUUUUUCGUCAGUCUUCAUCACUGUAGAUGAGAGCAAUGAAGUCUGUUUGCAUAUAGUUACUUUAGUAUGGUGAACUGGAAUGAGACAGUGUGUCAUCCGCAUAGAAAUGCACUGGGCAAACGGUGGUCCCUUCUGCAGCGGUGCCAUCAAAGAGGCGCUUCGAGCAACCUGUGUGCCCAGGGUACAAAAUUUGAAUUUUUAAGCGCAGUUUCAUUUUGUUAAAGAAAAAUAAGACAUUCAUUUUUUACACCUUAUUGUUUGUUACUCGGUUUUCUACUAUUCUGCGACCCAACACCAACAAAGAAAGAAGCAAGAACGUUAAACGCGUCGUCGAAUGGUGUGAUUCUGACAGUAAACAACACCUUAUAUUACUUCAGUUCUCGUAAAUGUAGCACUUAAUCGUCGUUUGUAUAAAGAACGAGCUCAAACUAGAGCGUAACGUUAUGGUAUCAAUUAUCAAGAGCUCAGGUUACAUCAGGCAACACAACAACAACGCGCUUGAACAGAACUAUGGGUUGGUAUUCCUCUGCUUGCAGUAGGUGUUCUAAUAAUCUGCUUCGAACUAUAUGAGCGGAGCAGCCGGUUAGAAACGCAGCUUCCUGCCUUAAUGAGCCCUGCACUUUGAAAUAGCAGUAAAAAGAAGCAUUUACCUAAAAUGGGCAAAAACACUUUGCAGACGACAAUAAAAGUGCAAGAGAAUUCAGGUUUCAUCCACUAUAUCGUCUGCUACGAUUGAUGUUCUGUCCGCAACAUUUCCGCUUCCUUCGGGUGAGUGCAUCUAUGUUUUAUUUAUUUAUGUUACUCAACUGUGCCUUCCCCUCGUGUGUCUUAAACUCCGCCUUUAACGGUCCCACGUAUUUACGAACACUAGGAACACAGUACAACGCAACGUGAACCACCUGUGAGCGCAGCACGCAUUGCCGCAAUUUAAGCCUGUCCUCUGCGAUUGCCAAGCCAUUCCCAGGCGGCAUGAGUGUCUCCCCGUACCAGCAUUGGCUUUACAAUGCAGCGACAGAAGACGCUGCAUUAUAUCGGUGUGCUCCAGUACUCCAGGCCCUUAACGAGAAAGGAGACACCUUCUCGAUGCCGAACAGCCCACUGAUAUAUUACAGUACAUCAUACCUCUAAAGCGAGACAUCCUGUGCCAUUCCAGCGCCACUUGAUUCCACUUUCGUUCACUAACCGGCAUGCUAAAGCAAUAAUAUUUUUCCCCUAUCUUUUCUAUGCACCGUGUUUGAUAUAAGCCUAAUCACGUUCUGCAUUCCCCUAAUAGCACCGAGAAAUCGGUGAUUGUUGAUGGUGAUUUCAUAUCAAAUUUUCGACAUCCAUGUAUUUUCGAUAUCCGUUAGCAGUCUUACUUCUGUCCCAUACAUUGAGUCCAAAUUCUAUCUCUUAUCUUCCACGUCCUCCCGUCUUUCCCACACCUCGUCACCUGCCGUUACCUGCAGUCACACACAAACAUAGACGUUCGCUUCAAAAAGCGCCUACGAGUGGCGUUCAUAAUGCUCCUAUAAUCGGUACCAGAAAUUUAAAACAGGCCCACACGAUAAGCAUCAAUAUGAGCGCACGUCUUCCUAUCUUUAGCAGAGUAUAGGAGUUACUUUUUAUAUAGUACUGGCGAAACACGUCUCGGUCAUCAAAACGAUAAGGUGUGAGCCCCAUGGAGUGAUUGUGAUUCAAAAUGAUUGUUCGCCAAGCGACGCCCGGCGCCGACACCGGAUGUUAUGCAACUCGAGGCCCUUAACCCUCUCGCGUUAAAAUGGCACUGCCCAUCGAGAAAUUUGGCUCAAGCACAAGCAGUGAUGCGCUUUCUGUGCUUCAAGGGACAACAUGCCAAAGGUACUCAUGCCCAGAUGGUGGCCGUGUGCGGGGAAAGUGACCCAGCUCAUGACAAUGUGGUGCAAUGGUUGAGAUCAUUUAAAUUCUGUCGAACUAUACUGAAUGACAAGAAACAGAGUCUGUGACGGUGUUUAAGUGCAUUGUUUAAUUGCUGUUACUUCAUGGCAAUAAUAUGAACCUUAUGAACGCCACUCGUAUACGUGCAGUAUUAGUUAUUGAAAGUUGAAAUGCACGCCAUGAGUAUUCCUUGCCAUUUUCCACCACAUGACACCUGGGGCUGUCAAAUAUGCAUUGGCAUUAUCUUUUUGCUUACGUAGCUUCAUAUUUAAGUCAGCUGUGAGUUCAUGUUUAUACAAAUUGUAGUGUUUAAUGCUUGUUUUACUUUAGUGUUGCAUAACCACAAUGUUUUACUAUACAUAUCUUGGUUAUUUUAUCAUGUGUGUAUGAGUUAUUGUACUUUGUCUCUUGUGCAUUGUGUAUUUGGGCAUAUUUACUUUGAAUCUACUAGAUUUACAUUUCUGUUCUGCUGUCACAGCUUGCGUGAUACCACCAUCCCAUGUGGGAGAACGUCGUCAGGCGUUGCUGCAUUUCGUCCUCCUUGCGUAAGCGUGACGAUGCACACUUCAAUAAAGUAUUCAA
Dermacentor albipictus is the source of this 4117-nucleotide messenger RNA. RefSeq names its product boophilin-G2-like. The record is from RefSeq and is a predicted model, not a curated record. NCBI's taxonomy places the organism in Eukaryota, Metazoa, Arthropoda, Arachnida, Ixodida, Ixodidae. Gene Ontology annotation, molecular function: serine-type endopeptidase inhibitor activity.